Molecule: messenger RNA, 897 nt
Organism: Cordyceps militaris CM01
Lineage: Eukaryota; Fungi; Ascomycota; Sordariomycetes; Hypocreales; Cordycipitaceae
Product: transcription initiation factor TFIIE, beta subunit, putative
Exons: 1
Coding region: 1-897 (298 amino acids)
Biological process (GO): transcription initiation at RNA polymerase II promoter
Cellular component (GO): transcription factor TFIIE complex
Source: RefSeq, a predicted model, not a curated record
AUGUCCUUUUUCGAGAAGCAGUCCGCCGCCUUCAAGGGCACGCUCGCGUCGGCGGCGUCGAAGCUCUCGAACCCGAUGAGCGUCAAGGCGGCCUCGCUCGCGCCGCCGUCGCCGUCACCGUCGGCGGCCUCGGACGGCGCGACGCCCACACCGACAGCGAAGCGCAAGCGCGAAGCGCACCCCGAGGUGUACUCGCAGCCGCAGCUGACGGGCUACGGCGUCGACGUCAAGUCGCACAUGAAGUUUGCCGUCGACUUCCUCAAGGCGCGCGGCGUGGCCAAGUCGAUGAAGGACAUCAUCGACCACCUGAGCGUGCGGGGCACGACCGACGAGCACAAGCAGGAGCUGGCCGAGGGCCUGCGCGGACACCCGCGCGUGGAGUGGCGGCCAGACACGAGCCUGAGCGAGCAGACGUGGCGCACCGGCAGCUACAACUACCGCCCGGUGGUGCCUGGCGUGACCGACGCCACGAGCCUGCUCGCGUUUCUGCAGCGCAAGUCGGACGCCUCGAGCCUCGCGGUGCGCGACCUCAAGGACGGCUGGCCCGAGUGCGAGGACACGCUGGCGCGCCUCGAGACGCAGCACCGGAUCCUCGUCACGCGCACCAACCGCGAAAACUUUCCGCGCCACGUCUGGCUCGACGACGCCUCGCUGCACCACGCCAUCCAGCCCGAGUUUCAGGCCAUGUGGCGCCGCGUGCAGCUCCCCAGCGUCGACGACAUGCACCGCAAGCUGUCGAGCGUCCAGCUCAAGCCCACGAGCGAGGACCCCCGCAAGAUGGCCGCGGCCGCCAACAAGCCCAAGGUGCAGAAGAAGCGGGCGAGCAAGCGCGGUGGCAAGCAGACGAAUGUGCAUAUGACGCACCUCCUGCAAGACUACAGCAACCUUCGCCGCUGA